UAAACAUCACAUUAUUUUAGUGGGGUUAAGAGUGCUUGAAUUCCAUUCUUUCCCUAAUAUGGAAUUAGAUCUUUGCAGGCUAGACUAUACAAUAGUGGGUCUAACAUCUAGAAAUUGCAUGAAAUUGCUUCCUACAACUUAUUUGAAAGAACCACAAAAGGUAGCUGUUGCCGACAAAGAUGGUAUUCUCCAAGUCUUUAGCAUUAGAAAAGAGGAUAUUUCCUUGGUAUUCAAAACUUUACCUGGAUCUGAAAUUAGCUGUCUGAGACUUGGAGGAGCAAUAGGAACGUCCACAGAUAAAAUCUUUAUAGCUUUGGAUAGUGAAGUACAUGGAUAUACAAGGAAGGGAAAGUUAUUUCUUACUUUUGAUUCAUGUAUGACAGAACCCAUUGUAUCAAUGUUCGUGUUGGAAAAUGAUCUUUUUCUUUGCGGGAAUCAUAUAUACAAUCACUACAGGGAUUGCAAAGAAAUUGGAUCGUAUCUUUGUGGAGAUAAAAUUGUAGAUGUCAUUGCUCUGCAUCAAGAACAGACUGGAAGACUAAUUUCUUUGAUUGCUUGUGAAGGACGUAUGAUAAGAGUGUUAGAACAUGGUCGUGUUACCCUUAGUAUGGAAAUUGAUAGUGCUCCUACAGUCCUUUUUGUUUUUGAGCAAGACGAAGAGAAGAAUGUCCUGUUUGGAACGGUAGAUGGAAGAGUGGGAGUUUUAGAUAUAAAGAAUUUGCAAGGUUUCGAAAGGUGGUUGGUAUCGAACGAGAAGAAUUCGAGCAGCAUUUCUUGUAUAGACAGCUACGACUUAACUGGAGAUGGCAACAAAAAUAUCAUCCUGGGAAAACAAGAUGGUAAUAUAGAAAUAUACAAUAUCAACAUUUCUGAUUCAAAUGACACUUCAAUUUUAAUAUUUCAAUACAACUGUAACGAGAGUGUUACUGCCAUCCAAUGCGGCAUUCUAAAUUCAAAAGGUUUGGAUGAAGUCUUAGUAUCAACGUACGCUGGAAGAAUUUUCAGUUUGACAACGGAAAAGAUCGAAAAAAAUGUGGAGAAAAAUGAACAAGGGGAAAACAUGAUAUUCUCGGCUGAUACUGCACAUAAAAUAUCUAAACUUAGGAGUGAAAUAGAAGAUUUACAAAGAAAAGUAGCUAAAGAAAGAGAAAAAUAUCAGUCGUCAACCCAAUCCAUUUUUGAUGAAUAUUCUGCUAUUCCUUUAUUAGCUGUGAAUGAUUCUUUCAUUUUAGAAAAACAGAAUGCUACUUACAAUUUAUCCAUCGAGGUCCCCACAGAAAUAGAUAACAUACUACUGCAGAGUAAUGUUAAAGUAGAUCUCUUAGAUGUGGAAAAAAAUUCUGCUGUGGUUAGUUACAGUGAUUUUUCAGCAGAUAGUGGCAACGCCCUUCUGGUAACUUAUCGGUGUCAAAUCAACACAAACCGUCUUGAGAUAAAGAUUCGCACAAUCGAAGGUUCAAGUGGCAUCUUUCAAGCAUAUAUUACACCUCUGGUUCAACCGAAAUGUAGCAGGGUAUGCAAAUAUGAAGUGAAACCCUUAUCGCACCAUUACAGGACACACAACAUAGAACAUUCCAACAACCUCAAUGUCUUGACAAUCAAGGGAAGCUUUAGUUUGGCUGAAAUACACGCGUGGAUCUUCAAAUGUAUACCAGAGGUUCCAGAAAAGCCACAGACAUCCCAACCAAAUGAUAUGAAUAGCCUGUUCUUCAAAUCUUCAUUCUUAGAGACAUCUUUACAAUGUUAUUACACGAAAGGACUAGCAACUUUCAAAUCAAACAAUAUCUCAACAAUCUCAAUAAUCAAGGAAUUUAUAAGCAAUGAAGCUACUAGAAAAAAUAUUAAAGUGGAAUUUUCUAUAGCAAUUGACGAUCAGACUAUAGACGACGUCAUCAAGGUAUUGGUUCCUAGUCUUCAGAAACAUCAAAAUUUCAAAAGAGAUCUAAUACUCUUGGAAGCUUUACAUGAAUUGGAACUCUCAGAAGCUGAUAAUGUCAGUUCCCUAACAGAAAAAUACAAGAAACUUUUAGAAGAAGAGUCAAACCUCAGAAAUGAAUCCAAUAAUAAUCCAGAUUAUUUAGAACGAUUAUACGGUAUUGUAUGUGACCUUUAUGCUGAUUACAAUAAAUUAAAAGGUAUAAAUAUUAAAUCACAGUUACCCAAAUUGAUGACAGUACUUGAAGAAGUAAAUUAUAAGAAGUUGCUUGACUUCUUCAAAGCAAAAAAUGAAUAACAUCUUGGGAAUAAAUCCUGUUUAUAAUUUCUGAAUGAAUAUAUUACAAAAUGAUUCUCAAAAGAUACUUAUUGGUCUGUUAGAAAUUUCAAUUGUGUUCUCAAUUAAAGAAAUAAAUACACUGAA
Molecule: messenger RNA, 2359 nt
Organism: Harmonia axyridis
Lineage: Eukaryota; Metazoa; Arthropoda; Insecta; Coleoptera; Coccinellidae
Product: Bardet-Biedl syndrome 7 protein homolog
Exons: 14
Coding region: 59-2233 (724 amino acids)
Biological process (GO): intracellular transport; intracellular protein localization; cilium assembly
Cellular component (GO): axoneme; ciliary basal body; membrane
Molecular function (GO): protein binding
Source: RefSeq, a predicted model, not a curated record